AUUACUUAUAUUGCAAGAGUUUCGAGUUAAACCUGAUUUUUGAGGUGCGUAUGAGCGUAUCCUUUGUUGGUCGCGGGAACUCUUGCCACCGUUGUUGCCCGUGCUCCCCUGAAAAUACUCCAGCAUUUUUGUUAUUCCUUAUCUCGUUAUGGCAGCUGUUAAUGGGACGUCUUCUCCAGUCAAAAGCACAUCCGCGGAGAAGCGCGCCGUUCACAAUGCUCUGGAACGGAAGCGUCGCGAUCACAUUAAGGAUAUGUUCAGCCAGCUGAAGGAUUCCGUGCCGAAUCUGUCCGGGGAAAAGGUUAAUAAAGCAUCACGGGCGCAGAUCCUGAAGAAAGCCUGCGACUACAUCCAGCUCAUGAGGAGGAAGAACACCUCGGCUACGAAAGAUCUGGAUAUGUUGACGCAGCAAAUCACGCGGACGAAGAAGCAAAUCGCUAAACUGGAGAGCGUCCGCAACACCACCCGCUACGUCUCCGGCCUGUCCCCGCCGGAAUCCCACGUCCUGCCGGCGCCAUCCCCCAGCGAGCCGCCGCAACACUUCAACCUGGCCCCGGCGCACUCCCUGUCGACCAUUCCCACCCUGACCCUGCCGCCCCAGGGGUACGGGACGGCGCCGCUGCUGGACAGCUACCGCAUGAUCAACACUCGCCUGCCCAGUCUCUUCGUGGCCGACCGCGGCCUCCAUGGCAGUCCGCUAAUGGCGGCGCGCGGCGGUAUGAUGGAGACGGCGGGCGAGGGGAUUCCCGUGACGGCUAACAUGGAGCGAAUCUGAGAAAUUCAUUAAAAAAUACAUAAAAAAUGGAAAAGGGAUUUUGGUCGGAAUUUUUUGGGUUUUAUUGUGGUAGCUGUUGGUUUGGUCCUAUCCAGAGAGUUUUUAUCUUGUUUUUUGUUUAAGAAUGUGUCUUGGGGUUUUAGUUAUGUUUUUUCAUCCGCUUUUCCGGUGGUUGAUGCGAUUUUGUGUCCACUGUUUUAUUUUGAAGAGGUUUUAUCUUUUGUUGUUUUUGUUUUUGGGCCGCGUCUAUGGGCCGCGUCUAUGGGCCGCUGCAGACGUCGUGUUUUUCGUAUUUAUACACGAUAUUAGCGUGGUACUGAAGAACGUGAAGAUGUGUGUUAUUGAGAACGGGUAAACGGCGAUAAAGCACGUACGGAUCG
Messenger RNA from Paramacrobiotus metropolitanus, 1155 nucleotides. RefSeq names its product protein max-like. Gene Ontology annotation, cellular component: RNA polymerase II transcription regulator complex. The coding region runs from base 149 to 775 and encodes 208 amino acids. The record is from RefSeq and is a predicted model, not a curated record. Gene Ontology annotation, biological process: positive regulation of transcription by RNA polymerase II. Gene Ontology annotation, molecular function: DNA-binding transcription factor activity; protein dimerization activity. Lineage: Eukaryota; Metazoa; Tardigrada; Eutardigrada; Parachela; Macrobiotidae. The transcript is spliced from 4 exons.